Messenger RNA from Fibroporia radiculosa, 873 nucleotides. RefSeq lists its product as uncharacterized. The record is from RefSeq and is a predicted model, not a curated record. The transcript is spliced from 5 exons. Gene Ontology annotation, cellular component: eukaryotic translation initiation factor 4F complex. Lineage: Eukaryota; Fungi; Basidiomycota; Agaricomycetes; Polyporales; Fibroporiaceae. Gene Ontology annotation, biological process: translational initiation. Gene Ontology annotation, molecular function: translation initiation factor activity; RNA 7-methylguanosine cap binding. The coding region runs from base 1 to 873 and encodes 290 amino acids.
AUGGCUGGUUACUUCUCUAACCACUCUCAAUCGCGCUUUCUCGCCAACUCUACUCCGAACACGAGCACAACCCAGACACAGACGACUGCGAACCCCCCAUCGGCGACGCGUCCGCGCGCACCCUCAUCCAAGCAUUUCUCCACGACUCUUUCCGGAGACGAAAAGAUUCAGAACAAAGAUAAACCGUCCGCGAACGGUAGCCCUAACGGCAGCCCUCUCGUACAUCCCCUCCGACAUACCUGGAUCUUUUGGUUCCGUCAACAGCGGGGUCCCGGGACGAAGAUCACAAAUUAUGAAGAAGGUAUCAAGAAAGUCUCCGCAUUCAGCUCUAUCGAGUCCUUUUGGUCCCUCUGGACACACCUUAACCCACCAUCCAGCUUGCUCCCCACUACAGACUACCUGCUCUUCCACUCGGGCAUCCGUCGGCCCGUGUGGGAGGACCCAUUAAACCUUCCUGGCGGGAAGUGGAUCAUUCGUUUGCGUAAGGGCAUCGCGGACCGCCUCUGGGAGGACCUCGUCCUCGCCAUUGUCGGAGACCAGUUCGCGCACUGCACGUCGCCUGAUGACGAGGCAUCCGACAGUCCCACCGGCGCGAGGGGAAAGGAAGAUAACAGUAGCGCCAAUGGAGAUGGUGACGAGUGGCCCGAAAUCUGCGGAUGCACGAUCAGCGUGCGGCAGAACGAAGACAUUAUCUCUAUCUGGAACCGGCGUGACUCAGACGUUCUAGUGAAAGAGAGAGUCAAAGAGACCAUCCGGAGGGUGUUAAACCUUCCUGCUGCAACUGUCAUGGAAUACAAGUCCAAUAACGACUCGAUGCAGGACAAAUCCAGUUUCCGUGUGCCGCCAAAUACAGAUCGUACCCCUCUGUCAUAA